This is a messenger RNA of Purpureocillium lilacinum, 855 nucleotides long. RefSeq lists its product as uncharacterized. The record is from RefSeq and is a predicted model, not a curated record. NCBI's taxonomy places the organism in Eukaryota, Fungi, Ascomycota, Sordariomycetes, Hypocreales, Ophiocordycipitaceae.
AUGAAGCCUACCUCCGUUAUUGCGUGGUUCUCCGGGACCGCCUGCGCCGCCCAGAGUCCGCUUGCGCUCUUCGAAAACUCGGCCGCGGUAUCUCGAAUUCCCACGAGCUAUGAAUCCGCUGUGAUGGGCCGUCGCAUCCUCGGUCUGUCCAAGCUCGCCACGUUCUCGACCGUCUUCCCCGACUCGCACUCGCGCGGCUCCGACAAUGCACAGGGCUCGCACCCCCUCGAGGCGCGACCCACGGGAUUGGAAGGGGUUCCCAUCGGUCUCAUGGAUUAUAUUGCGGACUGCGAGGAUGAUGGCAAUCCGACAAUCCUGGCCAUUAAGAUCGGGACCAGCUUCAAGAAUGCUCGCGCUGGGUCCAACGUCACAGUGUCCAUGAGGUGGACGCCGCCAUACCCCCCGGCGAAGCGCAUCUCCAUAAUGUCUCGCCUGUCGGCUUUCAUCCCCUUCCUUGCCCGCGACUGCCCGUACAACACGGCUCCGGAGCACCCGGAGAUCCCAGACACGGUUCCAUAUUCAGCUGCGAACCUACCCCGCUUCUCCUUGAUCGGCUACCUAGAGAACAUCGAUGCAGACUACUCCAAAGCGACCGACCUGGCCGUCUGCUAUACCAAGAAGCAUCGUGAUGCCAGAUAUUGGCUGCCGGGUAACCACAUUCACACGAGCGAGUGGAUGCGGCUCGUCGUGACGAGCGUAUACUGGAUCGGUGGGUUCGGUGACAGAGCGUACAUUGGCUGGAUCCCUCUUCAGGAGUGGCAGAACGUGACUCGCAAGGAGUGGGAAUCGAUCCAGCUUCCAGGUGAGAAGAAGGGUUGGAGCGAGUGGAGCGUCGACCAGAUUGCCGAGCUUUGA